Molecule: messenger RNA, 2289 nt
Organism: Durio zibethinus
Lineage: Eukaryota; Viridiplantae; Streptophyta; Magnoliopsida; Malvales; Malvaceae
Biological process (GO): DNA replication initiation; DNA replication
Cellular component (GO): alpha DNA polymerase:primase complex
Molecular function (GO): DNA binding
Source: RefSeq, a predicted model, not a curated record
UGCAUUCAGAAGCUCUUUCAUUUAUUUAUCAAAAGCAAAUACGUUCCCGCCAUUUCUUGCAUCAGCGAAAAGUAAACCCUAGAUUGACAGAGGGAGAGAGAAGGAGAGAGAGAGAGGAACAUGGAAGAGAAGAUCAAAGCAGAGUUCUUGAAGAGCGGGUUCACUCUUGAAGACGAAGAAGAGAUACUCAAGAAAUGCCGUGCUUUCUGUCUAAAUUACAGUCUCGAACCUUCAGAUCUCGUCUCAAGCUGGGAGGUUUAUUAUCUCAAUCGACAACUUGAUGAAUCAGUUGUAAAGGAUGCAGACAUGUACGGGUUUUUAGGGCACCUGCAGGAUGAGCAAGUAGAGGCGGUUGUUAAAAGGGAGCCGGGUUUGCAUAUGUACUCUUUUAAAGACGUGGACAUGAUUUUAAAUGAUGAAGGAGAAGAUUCAAAUGAAGUUGUUCUUGGAACUCCAUCAGACAAAUCUGAGAUACUCCAUUUGGAUGAAUAUAACUCCGCACAAAAAACAAAUGGGAACAUUUGUUCUUCUGGGAGGAUAUCAAAACUAGUGACACCGUUUGGUAAACGGAGUAAUAAAUUUGUGGUGAAGUUAAAAAUUGAUAAUCUUCCUACAACGGAGACCAUGAAUGGCAUGCAUCAUCAUGAGAAUCUUGAGGAUGACAUUAUUAAAAGGAUUCAACCGAAUAAAAGCUAUUCAUUGGUGGUCCACAGAUCAUGGCUAGAACCAGGUUGCAGAUUCAUAUAUGACAGGAUUGAAGACAGGUUCAAUGCACUUGAAAACCGCAUUAGAAAUCAUGCAGCUGCACUUGUUGCAUCUGGGCUCUACGAGGAACCAGUGGAUCCAUCAGUUGCUUCACAGAAGAGCAUAUUUGCUGUUGGAAUGAUCUGCUGUGAUGGUGAGGGUCAUUUAAAUGAUAAGUCCAUAUUGUUACAAAGCAGUGUUGAGCAUUCUGGAGGGCAACGUGUUCGACUAGAGUUAAAUAAACUGAGCCAUUUCUCUGUUUUUCCAGGCCAGGUUGUAGGCAUCAAAGGUCACAAUCCUAGUGGGCAUUGUUUGAUUGCAUCAGAGCUGGUAGAUUCUGUUCCUUUGUCCUUUGCUGCUGAUACAAAUUUGCGUCCUGCAAAGAAGCAAGCUUUAGAUGAGGAGAUUCAGGCAACAAAAUUUCCCAGCUCACCAACAGAGAUAACAUUGAUUAUUGCAGCUGGCCCAUUCACUACUACGGAAAACUUAUUAUUUGAGCCUCUGAAAGAACUGCUCACCUACGCAACCAGAAAGUGCACACAGUUGCUUAUACUGUUAGGACCUUUUAUCGAUUCUGAACAUCCACAGAUCAAGAAAGGAACUGUUGAUCUGAGUUUUGAUGAAGUAUUCCGAUUGGAGGUUCUUAGGAUGGUGCAAGAUUAUUUGGGAUACAUGGGAUCCAAUGCACAGGUGGUUAUCAUUCCAUCUGUACGGGAUGCAAAUCAUGAUUUUGUUUUCCCUCAGCCUGCUUUUGAUCUUGAUCCACUUGAUAUUAAACAUCAGAUAACCAGUCUCACAAAUCCAGGGAUUUUUGAGGCAGAUGAGGUCAAGAUAGGUUGCUGCACUGUAGAUAUUCUCAAACAUCUUAGUGGAGAGGAGUUGUCACGACAUUCAGUGGAUGGAACACCUAGUGAUCGCUUGAGUAGACUUGCCAGUCACAUUCUUAGCCAACGUAGCUUUUAUCCACUAUAUCCACCAGCAGAAGGUGUUCCAUUGGAUUUCUCCCUGGCCCCUGAAGCUCUUAAUAUUUCUUCAGUUCCGGAUCUUCUCAUCUUACCUUCAGACAUCAAAUACUUUGUCAAGGUGGUAUCUCUUGGGGGAACAAGUGAAGGGGAAGAACAAAUGAAAAAAUGUGUUUGUAUUAACCCAGGAAGACUGGCCAAGGGAGAGGGUGGAGGCACGUUUGUAGAGCUCAAAUACCAAGGGAGUCCUGAUAAGAUGAAUGCUUCAAUUAUUGGCAUAUGAGUCUUGAUAUUCUUUCAAUGCAAGAGAUAUCCUGAACAUGCAGAUAGAUAUGGUAUUGGUCCACCAUAUUGGGGAAUCAAUUGCCCUAGGGAAGCAAAAAAGGCAAAGUUCGCGGAUUAACGGAUCUGAGUUCAAGUACAGAAAAAGUGGGAUGGGAUGAUAGACUUGUCCCUACCGUUUUUGAUGUAUGUUCAUGUAUGAUGUAACUGUCUUAUGUACUUUUGUUAGCUCAAACCAGGUGGAGAACCCAUUGGUUUUGUUCUAUAAUUGUAAUUAUCUACAUUUCAUUAGAGCGCUUAA